ACAAUUGGAAGUGAGUGGCAGGCAAGCGAGCAAAAUUGAAACCAUCCCCUCCAGGUCAAUGGAAAAAUUGUCUUCCACGAAAACGGUCAUUGGUGCGAAAAAGGUUAGGGACUGCUGGGUUAGAGGUCUCAAAUUCGCUGCCUGUAAGCCGCAUCAUCUCUCUGUAUAUUUUUUCCACAUUUUAACAACCAUGCUUUGUCCAUGCUGAUUUUGAAAAUAAAUUUCCUAUCAACUAGGAACCAAGGGCAAACGUUAGGAUUCUGGUUUAUGGAAAAUGCUGCAAGCUAUGUGCCCAAAUUUUAAAUCAUCUUUUCCCACCUUUCAAAAUGAUGACCGUCGUUAGACUGCAGAAAUUGAGAGAGCAACAUAGAAUUUUCUGUUUCUUUGAGAUCUACACUUGGUUUGGAUUUUUGCAACCCAGAUAACAGCAGACCUAGGUUAGAUGUGAAUAAGACUGAUUUGUUUAGAUCUGACUAAGAGUCAAGUUUGUUGAUUUAUUUUGUUUGUUUUGUUGGUUGUUUAGAGGGGUUUUGUUUACUGAUUAGAGCAGUGUUUCUCUACUUCACCAACUUAAAUCUGGGUAGAUGUCAACUCCCAUGCCGGCUGGUGAAUUCUGGGAGUUGAAGUCCGCAGAGGUUUAAAUUAACCCCGGUAACAUUGGAUUAGAGAAAGACGUAUCACUUAAAGGCCACCAAAUAUCCCUCUGAGCUAAAACUUCUGUUUGAGUCUCCUUCAGCUUCUAGGAAGGAAUUGUUGAAACACAUCGUAGAAAUAAUAACCGAUAUUGUUGUGGUUUGCCAGCAGCCUGCAGAGCUGGCAAUGGAGUCGGACAGCGAUGAGGCUGAGGAAGAAUAGGGGCCAGUCCUGGAGACUGGAGAAGGCCCGGAUAUGGGUUCUGCAUCAGAGGCAUAGGUGGGGCCACGGCCAUCAGGGAAUGAGGUGCGGAUUCCAGAGCCUCCAGAGGCUGACAGUAGUGAGGCAGAGGAACAGGAGAAGCCUGUUCCUAAUGCACACAUGAGAAGAGCUGCCAGAAGGCAAGAGCAGCUCAAACAAAGAUGACGACUCGGGAGUAGGGCCAAGAGAUGAUUGGCCCCUCCCAUAAGGCUUGAAAGACCAGCAAUGGCGUUUGGGCUCUUUGCCAGAAAACAAUGUGAUAGCCUUGUCUUGUUGCAUUUGUUUUGUAUUGGUGUCUUCUGAACUUUUGCCGUGAAAGGCCUUUGGCGGUUUGCCUAAUUGGACUAAGGUUGGUGAUAGGACUGAGGAAUUGUGUUGGGAGGAAUUUACCUUAAUUUAGUUGAACUUCACUGAGAAUGAGUUAAUUCUCAGCUGCUCUAACAAAGUUCGUUUGUUUUUACAUUGAGUUUCCUACUACCUACUUGGGCCUGGGUCACAACAGAUAUAUCUUUCUUUUCAGGGGCUGAGUUCAACCCUGUGACACAGACUUGAGGUACGAGGCACAGCUAGACUUCCAAUCUUAGCAGUGGUGUUUCCAUGCCAACCUCCAGCCUGCCCUGUGUCUUGCCUUGAUUCCAGAACCCUCCGCUUUGGCUGGCCUUGUUCUGAAAGAGGACCAGUUGCUUCGGUAACCAGAGAGUAGCCAGGACUCUUCCAUGUUGUCGUGGGCACCAUGUUGAACCCUCAUCGCCAGUCUGUGCUGACCAAUGCCUGUAUCAAGCCCUCAGUCGAUCCCAUCACCCGGACCCCUGGCACCAUCUAUGAACCAAAGGGGCAGGUCCGACUUUUGGGUCUGCUUUCAGAGAAUACCUCGUCGCAGCAGGAGGACUACCUGGAUGCUGGCGAUGGACUGCUUAUCUGUAUGAAACGCGCUAAGAAAAAAGCCCUUCGCCCUCUCUUGAAGGACUGCUGGGAACCCGAACAAGACGUCCCCGAUGUCAGCGAAGCCUCAGAUGUCGACCCUGAUCAAGACGUAAACAAGCAGCUGGAGCCUGCCCCACAGGAGCAGCAGGGCCAUGAACCUCCGCCUCCCGAACACCCCAGAAUAACCCCUCGCCAGGGCUCCUUCCCCUUUCACUGGAUGUGGGAGAGCUUUUCCAUCAAAGGCCAGACCAUCUGCCAAGACCAGGUUUUGGAUAAGGCCAAGAAGCUGACUUUGCCACGAGCUGUGACCGCCCCACCCCGCGAGACCCUUUACAACCCUGACACCAUCUUGGGCUGCCCGGCUCCCAAAGAGAGCCAUAGCUUGGGAGUCCACAAGUCUUCCCGAACCCCUGAGGUCCCUUGCAGCAGGCCCCAGAGGUACUUGCCGCAUAUGGGCUUGGUUCCUCGAAGUUCUCUCCUGCCCCUCUUCUGGAAGAUGGAGGCCCGGUCAGAAGCUCGGAAGCGACAGCUGCGCCAGGAACGUCGGCACUGGUUGCAUCUCACCCAGCAGCUCCUGAACCUGGAAGGGCACCGCCACUCGCGAGAAAAACCCCUCUCGCUCGAGGAGCUAGAAGAAAAACUCCGAGCGGAGAUGCUCUGCUUAGCUACAGAGCCCGAAGAGCCCGUCCCUCAAAAGGAGAAAAGGAAAUCCAAGGCGCGCAGCCCGACACCCAAGGAGGAGCCGACCUUCAAGCCGGUCAUUAAUCAAAAGGUGCCUAACUUCAAGCAUCUGCAAAAGCGCUUCCAAGACCAACUGCUGCAGAAGAAAGAACAAGGAAAACUGACCGUCUGCAAGCCGUUCCACCUUCAUUCCAGUAGCUCUCAGCCUCUUUCAGAAGACCAGGAAAAAAAAGACCAGGAAGAUUUAUUUCAAGACCUCCGGCGGCUUUGGAGCAUACAUUGGAGGGUCCAGUCUUGUCCAGAUUUUGAACCGUCAUUGGCUCAUCAAGUGAUGUCCACCAAGACAUCUGAUAAAAGACAGGAAGCUAACAGGUUGCUUUUGCUGGAAUGGGAACGUCGAGAACAGCAGGAGAAACACAGGGCUGAGCUGCGCAGAUUGAAGGCGCAGCACAUGCAGCGGGAAGUGGCCAAAUGCUUGGCAGCUUACCGGAAUAAAGGAUGCUCCGCGUCUUUCCAGAAAAGGCGGGAAGAACUCAGGAAGCAAGAGAAACAGCGCAUGGAGGAAUAUAUGAUCCAGCUGCAAGAGAUCCAGGAUCGUGUAGAGAACCGUCCGUAUUUGUUUGAGAGAGUCAUGCAGACAAAUGCCCGCCAGGCAGUGGAGCGCCGUUUCUCCAAAGUGUUGGCCGCCCUGGGCAUCGACGAAGAGAUGCUAUGGAAACAUGCAGCUCGGCAGUCUUUAGGGAAAUAUGGCAUCAAAGACAUGUAUCAGAGCACCGAGUCCUCGGAAGAGUUCCAAAACUCGAUCUGAGAGGAAGAUAGAAUGGAUAAAGGAAGCCAUUUGGACCACCAGUUCCCCUUGCGUCCUGGACCUGUAAUCCUAGACCAUUUAAAAAUAAAUCUAACGUUGAGAAGCAGAGGAGCCCAGC
Messenger RNA from Ahaetulla prasina, 3425 nucleotides. It is a transcript of the gene TSGA10IP, whose product is annotated as testis specific 10 interacting protein. The transcript is spliced from 8 exons. The record is from RefSeq and is a predicted model, not a curated record. Gene Ontology annotation, cellular component: cilium; photoreceptor connecting cilium; ciliary basal body. Bases 1628 to 3307 code for a protein of 559 amino acids. Gene Ontology annotation, biological process: cilium organization. NCBI's taxonomy places the organism in Eukaryota, Metazoa, Chordata, Lepidosauria, Squamata, Colubridae.